AUGCCGAGAUCAAACUUCGGUGUAACCAAGCACAAACACAGCCAUGCAGCUCCUUCGUACGAGCAUUCAUCUGAUCAAUCGACAGACGACUACGACUUCGCAGAAACACCCACUAUGGACUUAACGAAUGGAAGAUUGCAUGACAACCUCAAAGUUGAAGCAGACUAUGGCCUACUUCUUCUUUCUCAGCUGCCUCCCUUUGACACCACUGGGCUUGUAUCGAAUACGGGGACAACCGAUUUCGCUGUGCUGAUCCAUCGCCACUAUCGCGCAUUCCAACCUCCAGCAUCGCUGCAAACCCCUGGUUGGACAUGGAAGAAAGCCACAACGGAAGUGACUGUAUUGCGAAAAGCGUUUCCUGCAAUCAAAGACGCUGGAAACAGUAUAUUAGCCAUGGCGGCUUGGUUUCAUUUCCUUUGCGAUGUCGAUGACGAGUUCGAACAGAUGGCGAGUCUGGAAAGAGGACUGCUACUUGAACGGAUCAAGAAAGCGCUGCAGACAGCAAGUGUAAAUCCACUCCAGCCGACAGAAAGUGGGCAUGCAAAACUACUUGCAGUCGUCAGCAGCUUCAUUCGGCAAUGCCAAGUAGUUUUAUCCCCUCAGACUCUUGCUCAGGUCUUUGCCGACGUCAUCGACUGUCUAGAAGGACUGAAUCAAGAUGCUUCUUAUCUGGAA
Molecule: messenger RNA, 675 nt
Organism: Bipolaris oryzae ATCC 44560
Lineage: Eukaryota; Fungi; Ascomycota; Dothideomycetes; Pleosporales; Pleosporaceae
Exons: 1
Source: RefSeq, a predicted model, not a curated record